GGCAACUGAACUCAGAGGAGUCGCUUGCUCGGCUUCGGUUGAAUCGUUUUCAAGCAAACGAGUGGUGGGAGCUUCUCUCAUCACCUUCUGAACAUUAAACUCAAACAUUUUAUCCGUCAGCAAAGAGGAAUUUCAGUCGAAGAUGAACGCGUCAAUACUUGUGUUUUUAGAUACGUUUCCAUGUUUGUAAUUUUAGGUGAACAUUCAGCAAAGAUAACCGUUUUAUUAAGUGAGGUAGACGCAGUAUUUGUUGCUUCGGGUCACCUGUUUGACUGGGUUUCAGGUAAAACAGGUACAGGUGAAAAACUUAACAAAAUAACUUAAAACAGCAAUUAUGAUUCCCGAAUGUCCUCGGGCUACGGAGUCCAGUCAAGUUCGGUUUGAGUCCGGUCAGAACCGCUCUGGUUUACUGCGCGAGAUCAGAACCGCCAUCAGGCGCGAGACGUUCACCGAACACUAUGACAUCAUUCCGGGCAAAGAGCUGGGCAGAGGGAAGUUUGCCGUUGUAAGAAAAUGUGUGGAGAAAAGCACAGGAAAAGAGUUUGCAGCAAAGUACAUGAGGAAGAGGAGGAAGGGUCAAGACUGUAGAACAGAGAUCAUACAUGAGAUUGCCGUGCUGGAACUGGCAGCUGCCUGUCCACGAGUCGUCAACCUGCAUGAAGUCUAUGAGAUGGCCAGUGAGAUGGUACUUGUUUUGGAAUAUGCUGCAGGAGGAGAGAUUUUUAACCAGUGUGUGGCUGAGAGGGACGAAGCCUUUAAAGAAGUGGAUGUGAAGAGACUGAUGAGACAGAUUCUGGAGGGUGUGGCCUUCCUUCACAAGAGAAACGUGGUACACCUGGACCUUAAGCCUCAGAAUAUCCUCCUUACUAGGGAGUCUCCUCUCGGGGACAUAAAGAUUGUGGAUUUUGGCCUGUCGAGGUUGGUAAGCAGCAGUCAAGAGAUCAGAGAGAUCAUGGGCACACCCGAGUAUGUGGCACCAGAAAUCCUGAAUUAUGAGCCAAUAAGCACAGCAACUGAUAUGUGGAGUAUUGGUGUCCUCGCAUAUGUGAUGUUGACGGGUAUCUCUCCUUUUCUGGGGGAUGAUAAACAGGAGACCUUCCUCAACAUUUCCCAGAUUAAUGUCAGCUACACUGAGGAAGAGCUGAAGCACCUGGACAAAGCAGCUAUUCACUUCAUAAAGUCCCUACUUAUCAAAGAACCAGAGAACCGCUUCACAGCAGAAGAGUGUCUCGAGCACCAGUGGCUUCAGAUCAAAGAAGAAGAAGAAAAGGACGGAAGCACAUCUGAAAGUGUCUCUGAGCCUGCCAGCCCGGGAAUCUCCAGUCACGAUGAAGAAGCAGAGGAUGAAGAGAGCUCUCAGGUGACAGAAGAGCUCAUCGUAAUGGCAGCUUACACCCUGGGUCAGUGUCGACAGUCCUCUGAUAAAGAGACUCUGACCCCCGACCAGAAGGACAUCUCCAAACGCUUCAAGUUUGAGGAACCCUUCUCAGCCCUGCAGGAAGUUCCUGGAGAAUUCAUCUACUGAUUCCAGCUCAGCCAGAUAGCUGCUACGCUCCCAACUAAUGCCGCACUUCAGACAAGAAACCUUUUCUAUGUCUUUUCUUUUCACUCACCUCAUGAUUUAAACUUGUAAGCCAAACAACUUUUGUCUUUUGUCUUGCUGGUUGCUCUUGUUUCUUUUGUUUAAUGUUUGUGCUGCUUAUAUUUACAGACGACUAAGCCUUGCUGUGACUCUCACUUUUCUUGUUUUUAUUUCCUUUAGGUGCCAUGCUUAUUUGUUAUGGGUAAUACAUAUUAAAGUUAUUAUUUUUGAUGAUAAUAAUUUUGUUCGUUUUCUUUUGGGUGCAUUUCGAUGCAUCUUUGUACAAAUUAUUGUUUUGGUUUUGUUGUUUCUACAAGUUUGUUAAAGAUUAUAAAGCCAUUUUAUGUGUCCAGCUCCUUUCAGGUCUUUCCUUGGUAAAAAAAAAGCUUCCACAUCAAUAACAAAAUGUGUGUAAAUGUUUCCUUGUUUUGUUUUUUAACUCAUGUUAGAGUUAUAACUAUAAAUUGAUUUGUCACUAUAAAGAAUAUUUUUAAUGGCAACAUAUUACAAGGAGACUGUUCUGAUGCUGUAAAUAAAAGUUUGUCUUUACAGCAGUGACUCAUUAUUUUUUGGUUGGGAAAUUCUGUAACUUAAAAGGUAACUUAGUACUGACAUAACACAAGUCAUAGUUCAAACAAUAAAUGCUUUACCAACUUUAA
Molecule: messenger RNA, 2241 nt
Organism: Misgurnus anguillicaudatus (oriental weatherfish)
Lineage: Eukaryota; Metazoa; Chordata; Actinopteri; Cypriniformes; Cobitidae
Source: RefSeq, a predicted model, not a curated record